CCUUUCUAAAACCCAAGGAUAUGCAGUAAUGAUAAAAAGGUCACGAGCAGAUAAAAAUGGCGAAAUCAAAAAUAUGACAUUAGGUUGCGAUAGAAGUGGUUUCUAUAGGAACAGACUAAAUUUAACAGAUAAUUCACGUUGUAGACAGACAGCCUCAAGGCUUUUGGGUUGUCCAUUUGAACUUUAUGAAGUUAGACAUGAAAAUAUUUGGUAUCUUGAAAUUUGA
This is a messenger RNA of Cetraspora pellucida, 226 nucleotides long. The record is from the annotation of a GenBank genome assembly. Lineage: Eukaryota; Fungi; Glomeromycota; Glomeromycetes; Diversisporales; Gigasporaceae.